Molecule: messenger RNA, 3835 nt
Organism: Micropterus salmoides (largemouth bass)
Lineage: Eukaryota; Metazoa; Chordata; Actinopteri; Centrarchiformes; Centrarchidae
Product: mRNA-decapping enzyme 1B-like
Exons: 7
Coding region: 501-2006 (501 amino acids)
Source: RefSeq, a predicted model, not a curated record
GUUAGUGUUGCCUUUUCCCUCCUUUGUUGACCAUGUUUAUGUAGUUGAGAGGACUCCUGGGGCCCAUAAUGGCACUGCUGGCUUCUGUUCCCAUCGGGAAAUGACUCAUUUUAAAUCCUGGGCUUAGACCCAGCAGGGCUAAUAAUAAACCAUUUACAUGUCUGUCGGGCCUGCGAUGAUGUCAAAGCAGCAGAGUUGUACGACGGCAUGUCUGUGCAUUCAUUUAAUUGUAACGGUAUGGCAGAUCAGCAAACUCAUUUUGUUGUCUGCUGACCUUACUGACCGGCACAUCAAAAUUCAACAGGCACUGUCAUUAUGUCAACGGCUAACUUGAUUUUUAGCAUUUUAGAGUGGGGCAUUAUUCCAGAUCCAUUUUAGUUUAUGAAACAUGUUCAAAAGUUCACUUCUCGUUCUCUCUCUUUCUCUUCCUCACUCCCCCAGUGGUUAUCCAUGGGAUUUGGUUCUAUGAUAAGGAGGACUGUCAACGCAUUGCCCAGAAGAUGAAGAUUCUGGCCCAGCAGGAGCAGGUCCUAGUUCAGUCUCAGGGUGGAUGGUUGUCCCCUGAAGGAGGACGGGGAGGAGAAAUAGUCGGAGGAGGAAGUGAAGCGAAGUCAGUGGACAUCAUCCAGAUGUUGACCAAAGCACGGACAGAGUAUGAUAAGGGCCAGUCUACAUCAGAGCCAAAGGAGAUUGGUGGCAGCAGUGUUCUUUCUGGAAACCCCAACUUGAUCAAACCAAUACCUGUUAAACCGAACACUCAGGACAGUGAAGGUACUGAACCCAAGUCUCUCUCUCUGGCCACUCUUUUUGGCUCUCAAUAUCAGCACCACCACUCAUCCAAACCUGACCUAGUCUCUCCUUUGGCCACCCCUGGGACGGCGUCAUCAACGGUAACAGCCGCUCGGCCACCUGUAGCCCGCACGCUGACAUAUGAGGAUACAGUGAACUCUGCCAGAAGUGUGACCUCCAAGGGAGGGAACGUCGUCAUGGCUGGGUUUUCAGAUAGAGGGCUCAGGGAUGGUGGAAACGUUGUUGCGGGCUUGCUGCCGAGCCCCACUACCGCCCAUCAGCAGCAGCAGCAGCAGAAUCAGCCACAGCACUGCCCAGCCAUCCAGAAGCUCAUGCAAGGACAGAGAGGGGUGCUUCAGACCCUGUCAGAGUCCCCCGAGAACAGGCUGUGUGACAACGGGGUGCAGCUGGAGCAUCACCACCACCAUCACCAUAUGUACCACCACCAUCAUCAGCAGCACCACCACCAUCAUCAUCAAAAGCAACAGCUUGACCCAAUCCAGAGACUUUUCCAAAUCCAGCCACCACCUCCCUCCUCCAACCCUCCUCCCCUGCUGCAGAAGCCCCAUCUCUCUUCCCAGCCAGUAAUGGUGGAUUCUGUGUCAUGUUCCCACCAUCAUACGCAACAGACCCAGCAGCUAUUUUUCAGCCUAUCUAAACCUCAACCAGAGGCACAGCACAAUAGCCAGUCAGCCUCAACUAUACCGGGACCAGGCCUGUCUUCCCAGAUGCCCGGUGUGGUGUCGCCUCAUGAGCUCCUGCAAAAGCUCCAGCUGGUCCAGCAAGAGCAAAGCCUGGCUUCCCAUGAUCUCCCUCGACUGGCCGCUCGAUUUCUGGGACCCAGUCAUGGUCAAGGUGCUGGCUCAGUUGUAGGUCCGGUCCCUAACCAGACCACUGUAGCUCAGAAGGCUACGCAGCAGUUUCAGGUGAUCUCCCCGCAGCGGAUACCAGCCACUGUGGCCCCCAUCCUGCUCCUCUCUCCCAGUGUGUUCACUCAGGCAAAAUCUAGUGGUGGGUUAUCAGCGGUUGCCCAGGAGAGCUGCCCUGUCCCCUCAACUCUGUCCAGACCCCCGCUGCAGGAAGAGGGCAGAGUUCUGUCCAGAAACCAGCUUCAAGCCACGCUGCUCCGUCUGAUCCAGACUGACAGCUCAUUCUUGGACACCAUCUAUGAAGCCUACAUCAGCCGCUUGGCUAACGACUCAAGCAGCAAGUACUGAUGACUCUUCACACCCUCUUUUCUAUGCAUACACCCUGUCCAGAACAGUGAGGCUCAUUCUUACACUUAAUAUGGAUGUACCACUUCCUCCUCCGAAUACCACGCCGACUGUAUCUCCUCUCCCCAAAAGCAGUUAUCAACAAUUAUAAACGUGUUUGUUUAUUUAUUCCAACUGUUCAUCCUGUGACUUCUCUGAAAAAUUCUCUGAAGCUGAAGACUGCUAAUGUUAGGCACACAUGUGGCAUAUCCACACAGUCUUGACCUCAACUGUAGUUAGGGGGAAAAUGUAGCCUAGUUCACUCUCAGUGAAGACCAAAUAUGCUGCAACCUCACUUGUGUUUCAAUUUAGUAGUAACCUGUACUUGUUUUCACCAGAUGUAGCAGAGUUUUAUUUUAUUUUAUUUUUUAUUUAUACUAUGCAGUCUUUACUCCGACUCAGUUGUCUUAACACCAGCCAGCCCUCUGGGAUUUAACAAACAAGUCUUCCUAGUCUCAGAACUUGUGCCGAAGGAAAUGCUCAAACAGCCUUAACAGACUUGAAGCUGACUUAACUUAUAAAAUGAAGUGUCAAACACGUUAAACAGAAUUUGUUAGAUUUGAAUUUUAAAAUUCUUUUAAGUUCUUUCUAAAUUAAUUUUAAGCAAAUAUAUUUUACUACCCAAACUCCUUUCAAGUUAAAGUGAUAAAGUGAUACCUUGUCAUUUACAUUUUUUCUCCUUUUUUUCAGCAGACAUUAGCUGUGAUAAAUAUAGGUAUUGGUAUUUUAGUUACAAUAACUAGAAGUUGUCACUGAACAUUAUUAUUAUGAGUAAUUUAAAAUGACACGGUAUCCGUCUAACUGGAAGUAACAAGGAAAGUACAGGAGAUUAAAUGACCUGCACUACCUCACAGAGGUGUAACUGUGUUUUUACCUAGAUUGUCAGUUAUGUCAUUGGACAGUUUUAAAGGUUAGAUAAUUUAAUUUCAGUUUAAGUUUUUCAUCGUAACCUUUUAACACUUAUGAAAUAUCACCCAAGUAAAUUCUCGUCCCUGCCAGAGCUGCUGUUGCAACUUGAUUUCAUGUCACAGGUUCUGAACAUUCUCUCUGCCAAACAAAACAACUUCCCCUCAGGAAUAAUAAAAUGAUUGAUGAAAUACUUCACUUGCUUGGUUAAAUGGAGAUUUAAGGCAAUAAAAAUUCAGCAAAGAACGUAUAUAAAUAUAUCUGAUAAUUGUUUGGAGUUCACAGGCCUGUUCAAAGUAUAGUAGAGAAUGUUAUCGAACAUGUAUUUCCAAAAUACUGUUACACUAUAUGUACUGUAUGAAAUGUCAACCAGCUAAACUAAGUGUCCCACGCAGUAUCCCUUAGUACAGGAGAGAAGUCAAAAAAAUAUUUAGUUUUGUCAGGGUUUGAAGUUUGUGUUUAGCUCCAGUGCUAAACUUAUAUAUCGUGCCAGACUAUACAGUAGCUACCAGAGUGCACACAAACAGCAGCAACAGAAAAAAGAGAAUACAUGUACCAGAAUAUUUUUUCUUCCUAUUUUUGUACUCAAGAAGCAAAAUGUAUUGUUGUCAUAGUACAAAUAACCAGCAUGUUACAGUACAAUAAAAAUGUACAGCUAAAAUAUAAGUAAGACACAUCUGCAGUUAUUUGUAAGAAAGCUUUGUUCUUUUAAUUCAAAAGAUGUCAUCCAUAAUCUUUUUUUUAACGGUGUCAUUUAAAAUAAUAUGAGACAAUGGAAUGUCAAUGGACAAUUUUUUCCAUAAUUUGUGUUUGUUUUUGUCAAGAAUGUUUUGCUCUUACAUAAACUGGAAUAUAGUUUAAUUGGAUAUUAAAUGUUCUCAAACUGC